AUGUCGCUGGAGAAGACCAUAUACAUCGGCCCUUUCGUGCAUUGUGAAAGUCUCAACGAGUUAGACGUCUGCCCAAAUGGCAUGUUUGGUGUCGACGAAGAUGGCAAGAUCGCUUUCAUAUCACGGGACAUGAAAGGUAGACCUUUGCCGGCACAUCAAGGUUGGGAGAAUGCGAAGGUUGUACGAAUACAGGACUACGGUUUCUUCUUUCCAGGCUUCAUAGAUACGCAUAUACAUGCUUCGCAGUACCCGAAUGCUGGCGUUUUCGGCAAGUCGACUCUUCUGGACUGGCUCAACACCUACACAUUCCCCCUCGAAUCAUCGUUCACGGAUCUGGACAAGGCAGCUCGUAUCUACAAUCGUGUCGUUGCCAGGACUUUGUCACAAGGAACAACGACAGCAUGCUACUACGCCACUGUACACGUCGCGGCCACCAACCUUUUGGCGGACAUUUGUCAGUCGCGAGGGCAACGAGCUUUUGUUGGCAGAGUAUGCAUGGAUCGAUUGAGCCCGGACUACUACCAAGAUGAAAGCGUCGAAUCUGCCAUCCGAGACUCGCAGGCCUGCAUCGAUCACGUCAAGAAGAUCGAUCCAUACUUCGACCUCGUGUCGCCAAUCAUCACACCACGCUUCGCACCAUCAUGUUCAGAUGAAGCUCUUGCAGCUCUAGGCAAGCUACACCACACGACGGGCGUGCCAUGCCAGACCCACAUUUCGGAAAACAAAGCUGAAAUCCAACUCGUCCGCGAGCUCUUCCCCAAAAGUCAAUCAUACACCCACGUCUACGAUCGAGCUGGUCUUCUGACACCCAAGAUGAUCUUGGCGCAUGCUGUGCAUCUCACCAAGGAGGAACGAACACUUAUCAAGAAUCGUCAGGCGAAGAUUAGUCACUGUCCUGCAAGUAAUACUGCUCUUACGUCUGGCACCGCUAAGGUCAGGACCAUGCUGGACGAAGGCUUGACUGUGGGGUUGGGCACUGAUGUGAGUGGUGGCUACACCUCAAGUAUGCUCGCCGAAACUCGCGAAGCAAUCUUCGUGAGCCGCCAUGUUGCUAUGACUGAUGGCGACGAAACCAAGCUAUCGGUGGCGGAAGCAUUAUAUCUCGCCACUCGAGGUGGAGCAAAAGUAGUCGGACUAGAAGACCGAAUAGGUGGCUUUGAAGUAGGCAUGGAUUGGGAUGCUCAGAUGAUCAGCUUCGGUGACGGCGUAGGGGAUAAGCUUGGCCUGGAUCAGUCUGCUGGGCUAGUGGAGAUCUUCGGAGGCGAGUCGUGGGAGGACAAGGUAGCCAAAUGGGUUUAUACCGGCGACGACCGAAACACCAAGGCUGUAUGGGUGAAAGGAAGGCUAGUGCAUUCACAGGGGAACUUCAAGCCUUGA
Molecule: messenger RNA, 1377 nt
Organism: Recurvomyces mirabilis
Lineage: Eukaryota; Fungi; Ascomycota; Dothideomycetes; Mycosphaerellales; Teratosphaeriaceae
Exons: 2
Coding region: 1-1377 (458 amino acids)
Biological process (GO): guanine catabolic process
Cellular component (GO): cytosol
Molecular function (GO): guanine deaminase activity; zinc ion binding
Source: RefSeq, a predicted model, not a curated record